Molecule: messenger RNA, 1773 nt
Organism: Larimichthys crocea (large yellow croaker)
Lineage: Eukaryota; Metazoa; Chordata; Actinopteri; Sciaenidae
Gene: ddx39b
Product: DEAD (Asp-Glu-Ala-Asp) box polypeptide 39B
Exons: 11
Coding region: 101-1399 (432 amino acids)
Molecular function (GO): ATP binding; nucleic acid binding; RNA helicase activity
Source: RefSeq, a predicted model, not a curated record
GUUCACGAACGACACAUCACUAGUACGUCAACGUUAGCGCUUUACUUUGAGCGGACGCUGUGGUCCGUUUAUAUCUCUUGGUAUUUUAAGCUGCGUCAGGAUGACUGAGAACGACGUGGACAACGAGCUGUUGGACUAUGAGGAGGACGAGGUGGAGGCCGCGGGGGUCGGAGAUGUUGGAGGUGCAGGCGGCAUGUCGAUAAGGAAGGAGGGAGUGAAGGGUUCAUACGUGUCCAUUCACUCCUCUGGAUUCAGGGACUUCCUGCUGAAACCUGAACUGCUCAGAGCCAUAGUGGACUGUGGGUUCGAGCAUCCGUCUGAGGUUCAGCAUGAAUGCAUCCCUCAGGCGAUCCUCGGUAUGGAUGUGCUCUGUCAGGCCAAGUCCGGCAUGGGGAAGACUGCAGUGUUUGUUCUGGCAACCCUGCAGCAGCUGGAGCCCGUCACCGGACAGGUUUCUGUCCUGGUCAUGUGUCACACCAGAGAGCUGGCUUUUCAAAUCAGCAAGGAGUAUGAGAGAUUCUCGAAAUACAUGCCCACUGUCAAGGUGGCAGUGUUCUUCGGAGGGCUGUCUAUAAAGAAAGACGAGGAGGUGCUGAAGAAGGACUGUCCUCACAUUGUGGUUGGAACACCGGGAAGGAUCCUGGCGCUGACCCGCAACAAGACACUCAACCUGCGUCACAUCAAACAUUUCAUCCUCGACGAGUGCGACAAGAUGCUCGAGCAGCUCGACAUGCGCAGAGACGUCCAGGAGAUAUUCCGCAUGACUCCUCACGAGAAGCAGGUCAUGAUGUUCAGCGCCACCCUGAGCAAAGAGAUCCGACCGGUCUGCAGAAAGUUCAUGCAAGAUCCGAUGGAAAUCUUUGUGGACGACGAGACCAAGCUGACUCUGCACGGGCUGCAGCAGUACUACGUCAAGCUGAAGGACAAUGAGAAAAACAGAAAGCUCUUUGACCUCUUGGACGCACUAGAGUUCAAUCAGGUGGUGAUCUUUGUCAAGUCUGUCCAGCGGUGCGUAGCUCUGGCUCAGCUGCUGGUGGAGCAAAACUUCCCAGCGAUCGCCAUCCAUCGAGGAAUGCCUCAGGAGGAACGUUUGUCUCGCUACCAGCAGUUCAAAGACUUCCAGAGGAGAAUCCUGGUGGCCACCAAUCUGUUCGGACGAGGGAUGGACAUCGAGAGAGUCAACAUCGCCUUUAACUACGACAUGCCCGAAGACUCCGACACUUACCUACACAGGGUUGCCCGGGCGGGCAGGUUUGGCACGAAAGGUCUGGCUAUCACGUUCGUGUCCGACGAAGGCGACGCCCGCACGCUCAACGACGUCCAGGACCGCUUCGAGGUGAACAUCAGCGAGCUGCCCGACGAGAUCGACAUCUCCUCCUACAUUGAACCAGCGCGAUAGACGAGCCGGACGCUCCCCUCGGGGGCUCGCAGUCACUUUGUAUUUGAAGUUUCACUCUGAUGGUAGAUGCAGACUGUCUUUAUAUAAACCCUGGCAUGUCAGACAGCAGAUAUAACCCUGUGACGUUUGCUCUUUGAAAGAUUGAAAGCAAUACAGCCGUAGUACAGCUCCCUCUGCAGAGGAGAAAGCAGGACAGAAUUUGUUUAAUAAUGUUUGUUUUAUUUAAAUUUCUAACGUCAGUAUUUGUUAAUGGAUAUUUAAUUUUGAUAUUGAGUUGUUUUAUGGAGGAUUGCUGGUUUUCUAGAUGUGAUAAGUUGUUAACAGAACACUGUUCACUGCUGUGUGAAGUAAUAAAUCUGUUUUUUUUGCCUGGU